This is a messenger RNA of Auanema sp. JU1783, 3024 nucleotides long. Lineage: Eukaryota; Metazoa; Nematoda; Chromadorea; Rhabditida; Rhabditidae. The record is from the annotation of a GenBank genome assembly.
AUGACUAGUUAUUCAUCCUGUCUAAGUAUUCUGCUAUUCACAACUGCACUAGUGAACGCUCUCGUAUACGCAAAUAAAACCAAUAUUUAUGUAUGCGAGGGAGACGAAGCGUUUCUGCAGUGUCCGCCUGGACAGGUUAUUAAAAUAGAAUUGGCAAAUUUUGGUCGUUUCUCACUUAAAGUAUGUAUCGAUCCAUCUGCUGUGGAAGAUUACUUGGAUGACACCAUCUGUCGUAACCCCCGAACUUUAGGGAUUAUGCAGAAAAAAUGUGAUGGUAAACGAGAAUGUACUCAACGAGCAACUGCGAAGGAUUUCAUAACGGAUGCCCAUCCAUGCCCAACUGUAGACUUACCUUUGUAUCUGGAUUUCAGUUAUUCGUGUGUAUUAGAAGAAACAACAACAACUUCAACUACAACUACUACAGCAGCGCCUACUACAACAACUUCUCAAGAAGAACAGCAGCACGAUGUGAUUAUCGAAAACAAACCUUCUCGUUUGGAUGAAACGAAGCCCAUUCUCGUUUGUUCUGCUCGAACAAUAAAUGGAGUAGAAUAUCCUGCUACACCAGCAGGGUUAACUACAAACGUUAGGCCAUGUAUGGAUGGAGCCACGGGAGAAUCUUGGUGGAAGUGUACCGACGAAGGAUUUUGGUUAGGACGAUAUCCAAACACUACUAAAUGUAUCAGCGAUUGGAUUUUCACGAAGUCUCAACUCUUGGAUGAGUAUAUCAAGAAAGCAGACGGUUGGGGAGUCGCUGAUUUUCUCCGAGAUUUGGCUAACCUCGCGAGAGGAACAAUUCAAGCUGGUGACUUACCUCCUCUUCUCGAUUUCAUUGAAAAAACAAUAAAUGUGCUAACAAAUGAACACUGGACUUUGCAAGUUCGUCAACAGUGCAAUGAUAAAGUGUUCGAGCUAGUUUAUCAUUUGAGUGCACAUGCAGAUGCUUGGACAGCAUGGUCCAGUCAUAAAAAAAGAAAAAUGGCUGAUAAACUGAUCACUUACAUGGAACAAGUUAUUGCUUGGAGUUCAGGAGGUGACAAACCAAUGACAUCUAUAUAUGCCCGAGGACAUUUGAUUGCUCAAAUAAGCGAUUUUUAUGAGAAUCUCAAAAAAACACAUAGUGUGUAUGUCUCUCUUCCUUCUUCGAAAACAUUCGAUUACAUCGAUGACAGUAUUGAUGUGCCUAUCAAAGCAUUCAAAGGGACUGAUGAAAGAUCUGUAGUCUAUUUUUCGGCUACGGAUUCGAUGGGUUCCAACUUUGAACCUGAACCCACCCGUCGAACUUCUCGCGACAGGCCAGAAGGAAUACUGAUUCAAAGAAAGAUUGUCUCCAACAUUGUGACAGCAUCUAUUGUAUCUAAGGGAAAAGUUCAAAAAAUUACAAACAUGCAAGAGCCGAUUUUCAUAACAUUCGGUCAUUCUGCAGAUAUAGUUCGUCGUCUUACUAAUCCUAAAUGUUCUUGGUGGGAUAGUGAAGGACUAGAGUGGCAGAGUAGUGGAUGCGAUUUAAUGAGCCAUAACCUCACACAUACGAUUUGCUCAUGUACGCAUAUGACACAUUUUGCUGUACUCAUGGAUAUUCAUGGACACAAAUUAUCUGACUUUAAUAAUCAGUUACUCACCUUCUUAACAUACUUCGGAUGUUCUCUCUCUAUCAUUUGUCUAGCUUUCACGUUCAUCUGCUUUACAGUAUUCUCCAAAUGUGGAAGCGACAGAGUUUUUAUACACAAAAACUUGUGCGCUAUGUUGUUCAUUGCUGAACUCGUAUUCCUGUUAGGAAUUUGGAGAACUGAGAAUAGAAUGCAAUGCUCAAUUAUUGCUGGAGCUUUGCUCUAUUUUUUCUUGUCGGCUUCAACAUGGAUGUUUCUAGAGGGCUAUCAGCUUUAUAGAAUGCUAGUUGACGUGUUUCCCACGCCAUCAAAAAAGUGGCUUUUUGCACUGAUUGGAUAUGGUUUCCCAGCCGUUGUGACAGCCGUCGCUGUGCUCUAUGACUAUACUAGUUUCGGAACACCCGAGUUCUGCUGGUUGAGAACGGAUAAUUUCUUCAUUUUCGCAUUUGUCGGACCUGCCGUCGUUAUUUUUGCCUUGAACACUCUCUUCUUAGUAAUGACGUUGUGCAUCGUGUGUCGUCAUUCUUCUGGGGGUUAUUUACCUUGUCGUCAUGACUCUGACACAGGAAGAAACGUUAGAACUUGGGUAAAAGGUGCACUUGGAAUCUCUUGCCUGUUGGGAGUAACAUGGACGUUCGGAUUACUAUGGGUAGACUCCGAUAGAUCAAUUAUCAUGGCAUAUGCCUUCACUAUUACCAAUUCUCUGCAAGGACUUUUUAUUUUCCUUUUCCAUGUCGUCUUCAGUGAAGUAAUGAGAAAAGAUAUAAGACGUUGGUUUGCUCGUCACGGCUGUUGCGGUACAUCCGAUUCUUCUGACAGGAAGAACAAUCUUCAACGAGGUGCCCUUAGUCCAUCUAAUGGAAGUGGAAGUGGAAGCGAAUUCUUGUAUCCUUCAUCGGAGAAAUACCAUUCAACACCUCGACGUCUUGACUCUUCUACUCCCUAUGGACAUCAAGCACUGAUGCAGCAGUAUCAACAGCAACUUCUUGGUCAUCAAGGAACUUACGACUAUGCUACUAUUCAAUAUGGAGAUAUGGCACCAGCGCAAAUGUAUCAUCAUCACCAGUCUCCACCGAACUAUCGAACUCAACAGCGGAUGGAUUAUCGUAUAUACGGAGGAACUAUGCAUCGUGACCAACUUUAUGGCUAUAAUACCACUAGUGUUUUGUCAUCUCAGCCUGGUCAGUAUCAUCGCCCCCCUCCUGAGUUUUCACCCCCUCCUCCACCUCCUCAAGGUGUUCCAAGAGCUUUAUACUAUGCAUCGCGCCGGCCACCCAGCAGUAAAAUGAGUGAUGACUCAGCUUAUUCUGAAGGAGGAUCGAGUAUGUUGGCAACCGAAGUUACACCUACGGGAGCUACAGUUCUGCGGAUGGAUCUUAGCAAAAAUCCGCCAGUGUAUUGUCAAGAUUUAUAA